UCGGCCGCCCUCACAGCGAGUGGUAAACUGUUCAUGUGGGGCGACAACACCGAGGGUCAGAUUGGUUUGGGGAAGGAGAGUCAGGCGUCAACGCCGCAAGAAGUCAGCGUGGGCCGUCCAAUCAGCUGGGUGUCCUGCGGGUACUACCACUCAGCUUUAGUUACAGUGGACGGCGCUCUGUACACAUUUGGUGAGCGGGACAGCGGUAAACUGGGUCUUGGCACAGACCAGCUGCCGGGACACCGAGUGCCUCAGCUGGUGAAGAGCAUCAAGGAGCCGGUGAGGCAGGUGGCCUGUGGGGGCGGGCACACGGUGGCGCUUACAGAUGCAAAUGUGUACACGUUCGGGCUCGGUCAGUUUGGACAGCUCGGCCACGGGACGUUUAUCUUUGAGUCCAGACUGCCGCGUUUGGUCGAGCACUUCAAGAAGGGGCGAGUCUCUCAGGUAGCCUGUGGAGAAAACCACACCGCUGUCAUCACGGAAGGCGGGCUGUUGUACACGUUCGGAGAUGGCAGACAUGGAAAACUCGGUCUGGGAGAAGAAAACUUCACCAACCAGUUUAAACCAACGCUGUGUCCACGAUUCCUCAAGUAUAACGUUCAGGGAGCUACCUGUGGCGGCUGUCACAUGGUGGUGCUGGCUCGGCCGAGGGCUCGGGGCGCUGGUGAAGUCACUCUGGAGAAUGAUGACGUGACUGAAGAUUACCUGGAGAAACCCUAUGUGGAGUUGCAGGGGGACCUGGGCGACUCAUCCAUGCUGCAGAGGAGCCUAUCAGCCCGGGUUCGCAGGAGGGAGAGGGAGCGAUCUCCAGACCAGUUUGGCAACAUGUUCCGCACGCUGCCCGCCAUGACACCGGGCUGCCUCCACCCGCCACUGCCCGUCUCCAGUCAGACCAUCCCACCCAGGCUGCCCCCACAUGAGCUGACCCACAGAAAGGUGCUCAACGGCACUCACCAACACGCGAGCGAGGGGUCAAUUCACCAGGCGCCUUCAGGGGUCGAGACAGACAGUGCUGUGGAGAGCCUGACGGACACAGACAGCGUUAGAGGCCUUGGAGAAACCACAGACUUCCUCAACAUGACUCAUGUGAUGAAGAUAGACCCCAGUGAUAAAACACUUACACUGUCUCCUGUUCAAAAGAGGAAGGGUAAGAAUGGUAAGGCUAUAAAAGAACAGAGUCAAAGAAAGGAGAGAAAGCUCUCAAAGCAGAGCAGUUUCUCUUCCACUUCACCGUCUCGUAAGAGCGAGGCUUCCUCACCCCGCCAGGGGCUCCUGAGGGGCCGUAGUGCUCGUUCUCUGGCCCUGCAGAGCCCUCAGAGACAGAAGAAAAGCAGCCAGAACAAGGAGAAUCUCAUCAUGGCUGUGGAGGAUCCGCAGAAGAGGCCCAAUAAAAACAAGCCUCCAAGCGUCAGGCACAUCAGUAAGGCAGAAUCCAAAGAGCGACAAAAGCAAGUCAAGGACAAAAGCCAGAUGAUAGGGGUUGGCAGUAAGCUGGCAGCAGACUUAAAACAAAAUCCAGAAACCAGGAAGAAAGUUUUGGGUGUCGAUUCUGAAUCUGCAAAAGUUCAACAAGUGCAGUCUAGGCCUGUGAGGGUUAAAAGCAAGCCCACAGGAAUCAGCUCGCCAGAUAAACUCAGUCACACAGACUCACUGGGCUUUCACUUAAGUGACACCUUGGAUGAGGAGAGCAUGGGGAGCUCUCAACAGGUCUCUGAUGUGAAAAGAAACCCCAAAUUUAAAGAAAAAUCAAAGAAUGAGAAAAACACGAAGGAGGCUCGGACCAAAAAAGAGCCAGAGAGUCAAAAAAAGUCACCAGAUCUCAGCCUGCUUGCUGGAGCUGCUUCGCUCACAGCAGGAGCAGCUUUGAUCCAAGCUGGGAGUUGUUUAAGCACCCCAUUUCUGUCUGAGAGCAGCUGUGGUAUCCUUAAGGAGCGCUCAAUGAAAUCAGUAAGUGAGGAUUCUGAAUCGUAUGCUGCAGAUUUUAGCCACAAAUCUGCUGUCAGCAUCAACAUCAUACCUGCACCUGAAAGUCUUGAACUGAAGACGAGUUGGGAUGAAAGUGAGGAGGAGACAGACUCUGCAGCAAUCAAACAGGAUGAGGAGGAGGAUGAAGAGGAAGAAGGGCAGAGAAGAGAUGCAAAAGUAAGCGAGGAGGAGGAGGAUGUUAGUCACAGCAUUAAGAAAGUAGCAGAGGAUGAAGAAGAAGAUGAAAAAGGCAGUGAUACUCUUCAAUCUGGAGGGAAAUCAGACAGUGAUGUAGAUGAGGAAGAUGAGUGCAAUGCUGUGGAAGAAAACAAAGAGGAGGAUGAAGUAAAGAGUGAAUUAACAGAAAAUGAAAGUGAAGCAGAGACUGAAGGAAAAGACAGCAAAGGAGGGGAUGUAGAAGAGGAGGAGGUGGAGGAGGGGGAAAGUGAGGAAGGGUCAAGUCACGAAACAGAGAGCAAACAUGGAGAUACUGAAAAUGAGGGGGAUGAGGAAGAAGAAGGGAGUUUGAAAAGUGAAGGUGAAGAAGAAGAGGGUGAAAGUGAGUCUGCGAAGUCUUCAGAGAAAGAGGAGAGUAAUGAAGACAGUGAGACAGAAGCAGGAGAAGAAGAGGAGGAGAAGGAUGAUAGUGCUGAGGAAGAAGAAGAGGAGGAGAGUGAAAGUGAGAAUGAGGAGGAAGAUAAGGAAGACACAGAGCAAGAACAAGAGGAGGAGGAGGAAGCAGGAGAAGAAGAGGAAGAAGAAAAAGAGGGAGAUGAAGAGGAUGAGGAAGAAGAAAAAGAGGGAGAUGAAGAGGAUGAGGAAGAAGAAAAAGGGGGAGAUGAAGAGGAUGAGGAAGAAGAAAAAGAGGGAGAUGAAGAUGAGGAGGAACAAACCAGUGAGGAAAAGGAGGAUGAAGAGGAAGAUGGGGAAGAGGAAGAAGAUGAGGAAGAUGAACAGGAGGAAGAAGAGGAAGAUGAAGAAGAGGAAGAAGAAGAAGAGGAAGAAGAAGAAGAAGAAGAAGAAGAAGAAGAGGAGGAGGAGGAGAUUGUCAAAAAGAAAAAGUCUUCUGUUGUGAAAAGACAAAGUGCUAAAUCUGCAACUACAAGCAAAUUAAGGUCCGGGGUCAAAGGUCAGGCAGCUGGUGAGACAGAGGAGUUCUGGGAUGAUGUUUUACCUCAAUACCUCAAUCUGAAAUAACAACAGCCUUAUCAUCAAUCAAUGCAUCUAUUGAUUUAUUGAUUAACCUGAUAGAAAGUGAUCACGAUCAAAGUAUAAAAAGUGGAGAAAAGGUGUACUAGAAAAGCUUGUUGAGGAUAAGGUUACUUUUUUUCUUUAUAAAUGGUUGAAACUACAGCCUGUCCAAUUUUAUGUGAGGUGAUCACUUAGUUAAUCAAUUAAAAUACCUGAAACAGUGGUGGGAGAAGAAGAAAUUGCAUAUAUUUUUCUGUAGAAAAUCAAGUCGCGUCAUCUGCAAAGAAAAUUACCAAAAUACAUUUAUGUAAGUGAAAGGAAGGCACAGACUGUAACAACCAGACAGUUAAGCCAGUUUUUAAUCCCAAACUAAUUUCCCUAAGAUGUCCGGUAAUAGAUAAUGUUUGUAAGUGUAUGAAACAUUAAUCACUCCAAGACAAUGUGACACAGUUUACAUUUGAGAAUUAUCAUGUAAUAGUGACUCUUUUGAAAGAUACCACAUGCAGUAUAUGUACAUGGGUGUUACUGAAUGAUAGAAGGAAGUUGUAGCUAAAAAGAUAAAGUAUCGGUGAGUUAAUGGUAGCGGGGAAGAGCGAUGUCAGUUUUUUUUUUUUUUAAUUUAUUAAAGUUGCCUUGUAGUCAGUAGUCAAAUGGAAAAGCAGCUGGUGUAGAUGUAGAUUUUCACAAAUAUUUUUCUGUUCCAGGAUUUUAUUUUUGAUUUACCUUUUUUUCCUGGUCAGAUCUCACUCUACUUUUUGUUGUUUUUUUUCCCCUGCCGUUAAUGUUAUCUGAGUUUUCAUGUUGUACUCCAAUUUCCAUGUAUUUACUUCACUUUUCAGGCCACGUACCUUUAGUGUUGCCCAAAACUGUACUGAAAUAUCACAAAUUACAAAGGAAACAUGGUUACAGUCCAAAUUUUAUAAAUGCAUUUACAUUUUUACCAACAUGUCUUAACCAAAAACAAAAAACUAACAAAAAAUAAUCAAAAAUAUUUUAAAAUAUAUUAUACAAAUAAUAUGGCAUCUAUUUAAAUUUGCAGGAGUUUUUUUUUUAAUGAAGUUUGAUUGAAAAUUAAUUUCCUGGCCAUAAAUUCAGUUCAAUCUAUAUUUUUUUGCCAGGAUUUACUCUGAUUUUACCUGAAUUUUCACGUUAUGCAAAAACUUCCUUGUGCUUACUUAAAGUUUAUGUUUUGCUUCUGAAACAUAACGUUUGGAUACAUGCUGCCUUGUCCUCUGACAUUUUAACCACAUGUCUCAUUGAUUUCUCUUUCUCUCAUAAUGUUAUGCUUUGUUUUGCUUUGCUUUUGUAAAUUCCACCCAGCUUUUGGCUUUUGCUUUACAGCAACGGUUACUAAUGUUUAUCCCAAAUGUUGCUUUUAAAUGUCUUGGUUUACUUGUUUUUCUUGGAAGCUUGUUUUCUCAUUGCUUCUGCUCAGGUAUACAUGAAACCAGAAUUCUUUCAUUUCCCAGUAAACUUAAGUAGAGUACCUUCAUGUUCUUCAAACC
This is a messenger RNA of Archocentrus centrarchus (flier cichlid), 4661 nucleotides long. RefSeq names its product retinitis pigmentosa GTPase regulator b (gene rpgrb). Lineage: Eukaryota; Metazoa; Chordata; Actinopteri; Cichliformes; Cichlidae. The record is from RefSeq and is a predicted model, not a curated record. Gene Ontology annotation, molecular function: ubiquitin protein ligase activity. Gene Ontology annotation, biological process: visual perception; protein ubiquitination; ubiquitin-dependent protein catabolic process. Gene Ontology annotation, cellular component: cytoplasm; Golgi apparatus; photoreceptor outer segment. The transcript is spliced from 10 exons. The annotation marks the transcript as partial.